AUGUCGGCUCCGCACGCCGACGGGGCACGCCGUCUCGACACCGACACCGACGCCGACGCCGCCGCCGCCGCCGCCGCCGCCGCCGACCAGCUCGUCACCUCCGCCGACCCAGAACAUCCCGCCAACCUCAUCCCCUCGCUGUGCGCCAAGUUCUGGACGCUGGGAUGGGUCACGGGCACCGGCGGCGGCUGCUCAGUUCGCCAUGACGACCUCGUCUACAUCGCCCCCUCGGGCGUCCAGAAGGAACUCAUGAAGCACACAGACAUAUACGUGCUCUCCCUCUCCUCCCAGGAGCCGUCCUCCAAGCAGCGCACCUACCUCCGCGCGCCGCCGUGCCACAAGCCGUCCCAGUGCACCCCCCUCUUCCUGGCCGCCUUCACGCGCCGCAACGCCGGCUGCUGCAUCCACACGCACUCGCAGUGGGCUGUCCUCGUCACGCUGCUCCUCGAGGCCCGCGGCCCCGGCGCCGACCGCGUCUUCGAGAUCAACAACAUUGAGCAGAUCAAGGGCUUCGGCAGGGGCCCCUCCAAGCAGGGCAACCUGGGGUACCAUGACACCCUGAGGAUUCCCGUCAUCGAGAACACCCCCCACGAGGAAGACCUGACGACGUAUCUGGAGGGCGCCAUGCUUCAGCACCCCGAUACCUACGCCGUGCUCGUCAGGAGGCAUGGGGUUUAUGUCUGGGGGGAUAACGUGCACAAGGCAAAGACCAUGUGCGAGAGUCUCGAUUAUUUGUUCCAGUUGGCGGUGGAGAUGGAGAAGCUGCGUCUGCCGUGGAUCAGUGACGUUGCCCGUGUCGCGCCUGAUCGAGCUUGA
Messenger RNA from Metarhizium album ARSEF 1941, 816 nucleotides. Its product is annotated as APAF1-interacting protein. Gene Ontology annotation, molecular function: methylthioribulose 1-phosphate dehydratase activity; metal ion binding. The transcript is spliced from 3 exons. Gene Ontology annotation, cellular component: cytoplasm. NCBI's taxonomy places the organism in Eukaryota, Fungi, Ascomycota, Sordariomycetes, Hypocreales, Clavicipitaceae. Bases 1 to 816 code for a protein of 271 amino acids. The record is from RefSeq and is a predicted model, not a curated record.